AUGCCUGAGAAUGACCCAUACACUCAGUUGAAGGAAGCGUUCAUCACCUGCACAAUUGUGUGGGAUGAACGCCGACUGGAUGAGUUGUUUGGGGACCUCAAAAUCGGCAACCGCACCCUGUCCCAGUUGUUGCGACACAUGCGGCAACUCCUCCGUCCCCGCGUACUUGAUCGUGCGUUCCUCAGCCAGCUUUGGUUAGAGCGUCUUCCUCCACGCAUCCGGGAAGUUUUUGUUGUGUCCGGAUCUCGAUUGAUCACAAUAUACACACAACAAGAUAUCACACGAUGA
This is a messenger RNA of Echinostoma caproni, 288 nucleotides long. Lineage: Eukaryota; Metazoa; Platyhelminthes; Trematoda; Plagiorchiida; Echinostomatidae. The record is from the annotation of a GenBank genome assembly.